Messenger RNA from Fibroporia radiculosa, 906 nucleotides. RefSeq lists its product as uncharacterized. Gene Ontology annotation, biological process: vesicle-mediated transport; intracellular protein transport. Gene Ontology annotation, molecular function: GTP binding; GTPase activity. Lineage: Eukaryota; Fungi; Basidiomycota; Agaricomycetes; Polyporales; Fibroporiaceae. The coding region runs from base 1 to 906 and encodes 301 amino acids. The record is from RefSeq and is a predicted model, not a curated record. The transcript has 8 exons. Gene Ontology annotation, cellular component: cytoplasm.
AUGCCAAUAUCCACCUCCCCGGAGUCACUGCACAAGUCUGCAUCUACUUCAAAAUCUGCUGCCCGUCGUGCCCGCGUGUCUGCAUCAAUGCACCACCAGUCUUCGACCGACGAGCUCACCGAAAUUGAUCAAUUCAAGCAGGCAGAUGUGUUCCGGGCGCGGAUGGAGGCGUUGCGGUCUGACAUGGGGGACGGGUGGUUGAAGGUGUUUAAUCAGUCGCAGCUGGGUCCGCCGACGGGGGUGUAUACCAUAUUUCUGGGAGGGUUGGCGACCUCUCUUUCCUUUUCUCUCUGGCCACACGGCUCUCAUCUCCCGUCGUUCUUUCCAGCUACACUCCUUCAAACCGCGAAUCUCAAUAUGGGUGCUAAUCUUUCAAAGGCGUUGGGGAGGUUGUUUGGGAACAAGGAGAUGAGGCUGCUUAUGCUGGGUCUCGACGCUGCAGGAAAAACCACUAUCCUCUACAAGCUCAAGUUGAACCAGUCCGUCACCACCAUUCCUACAGUGGGUUUCAACGUCGAGACUGUAACAUACAAGAAUGUAAAGUUCAACGUGUGGGAUGUUGGAGGCCAGGAUAAGAUCCGGCCGCUGUGGAGGCAUUACUACACUGGCACACAAGGUCUUGUGUUUGUGGUCGAUAGCCAGGAUCGGGACCGGAUAGAUGAGGCGAAGCAGGAAUUGCAUCGAAUACUUAGCGAUCGAGAAAUGAAGGACUGCCUGUUGCUCGUCUUUGCAAACAAGCAGGAUCUACCAGGAGCGAUGUCACCUUCGGAGGUGACCGAAAAGUUGGGUUUGCAUCGAAUGCGCGAUAGGUCGUGGUAUGUUCACCCUAGUUGCGCUACGACCGGAGAAGGCCUUUUUGAAGGCCUGCAAUGGCUCUCGCAGAAUGUGAAGAAGCGUCAGCCAUAG